AUGGAUGAUCACAAGAAAAAAACAUUGGAACCAAAACCUAACUUAGAGGAACUAUACCAAGGCAUCCCAGAUGAGUCUGUUAAUCUUACCUUUCAAGACUUACCAAAUGUUAAGAAAAACACCACAACAAAUAUACAAUCCCCUUCUCUCUCACCUAUGAAUAUGUCACCUACUCAUGAUUUAAAAAAAGGCUUCAAGGUAUAUUCAAAUCAUAACUAUAAUCAUCAUCAAGAUUUUGGUCAUAGAGGUGUUGUUGGUCCUAAAAGUACUCAAAGUAAUUUGGGUUAUGAAACCAUGAGUGGUGAGUCGAGUUCGGCUUCUGGAAAAGGUGGUGUUGGUCGGAGAAGACGACAAGGGAUUCCUCACUCUAAGAUUUGCACCAUUUGUAGUAACUACGUUUAUUUUUUCAGGACAAGAUGUUUGGUAUGUGGCAGGGUUUAUUGCAAGCAGUGUGUGGAAAUAGGUAUGGGAGAUUUAAGAGAAGGAAGAAAGUGUGUUAAUUGCCUUGGACUGAGAUUCAGCCAAAGGUACAUAGAAAGAGCAGGGUUACUAGGAUGUUUGAAUUGGAGGUAUCCAAGCACAGUAAAGCAGACAGAACUCAAAUGGGCUGAGAAAGGACCAAGGAGGAAUGGUGACAAAGGCUAUGGUCAUCAAUCAAGACCAACUACACCUACAACUCCAACAAGUCCUUUCUCUAUUGCUAGCAGUGAAGCCUCAUUUGCCAUGUCUGCAACUUAUUCUCCAUUCACUCCUCAUCAUCAUCACCAUCACCAUCACCCUCUCUGA
Molecule: messenger RNA, 786 nt
Organism: Vicia faba (fava bean)
Lineage: Eukaryota; Viridiplantae; Streptophyta; Magnoliopsida; Fabales; Fabaceae
Source: the annotation of a GenBank genome assembly